This is a messenger RNA of Macrosiphum euphorbiae (potato aphid), 435 nucleotides long. The record is from the annotation of a GenBank genome assembly. Lineage: Eukaryota; Metazoa; Arthropoda; Insecta; Hemiptera; Aphididae.
AUGGAAAAUAAAGUUAAUUUUAUAACUUCUGAAAAAGGCAAACCACUAGUUUUACUAAAUUUACAUAAAUAUCGGUUUAUUAGGGAAAGAAAAGACGGAAUUAAAAAAUGGCUGUGUACCAAAAAAUCAUGUUAUGCUAGCAUUUUGACAAAUGGAGAGUAUGUCCAUGAAACAAUUAAUGAACACCACCACCCUGAAAAUUCACAACAGAGCAUUGAACGACAAGUACUACGAGAAGCUUGUAAAAGAAAAUCAAAUAAUACUAUUUGUGUCAGACCCAUAAAAAUAAUUAGAAACGAACUUAUGGGGAGCAAUGGCAAUCACUCUGAAAUCGAGCACAGAGAUGUACGGUCGAUUCGAAAAGCAAUGUACGAUAAACGUCGAAAAAAUUAUCCCGCUUUUCCAAAAUCUAAUUUAAAAUUUAAAUUUUACUGA